AUGACACACUUUAUUGAAAAGAAAGAUUUUUGGGAAACUUUAAAAAAUCAUGUGAGAGAAAUUGCCAAUGGAAUGGAAAAAUUUAUGGAAGACGAUAAAUUGGGAACAGAUGUGCUGGAGACUGGGAAGAGACUUCUCAACACAACAAAAAUGAUCGUGGAACGAACUGAGAUUCGGCUUGGACAACUAAUUAAGCGCUUCUUACACAAGGCUGAAGCCGAGGAACAAUAUCUUCGCAAUAUUAAAAAGCCAUGA
This is a messenger RNA of Rodentolepis nana, 255 nucleotides long. NCBI's taxonomy places the organism in Eukaryota, Metazoa, Platyhelminthes, Cestoda, Cyclophyllidea, Hymenolepididae. The record is from the annotation of a GenBank genome assembly.